Cylicostephanus goldi is the source of this 464-nucleotide messenger RNA. NCBI's taxonomy places the organism in Eukaryota, Metazoa, Nematoda, Chromadorea, Rhabditida, Strongylidae. The record is from the annotation of a GenBank genome assembly.
AUGAAAAUCCCAGCGCGUUGGUCAAUCAGUUUCCAGGAAUGUUAUAAUCUCAACACCGAGCUGCCUCAGUUUGUUUCCUGUUAUCUGGAGAGGAAAGCGAGCGGUAAAGAAAACACAUGGAUUAUUAAGCCAUGGAAUCUUGCUCGUGGCUUGGAUAUGCAUAUCGCCUGCAAGUAUAUUGAGCAUCCGGUUUUGUUCCAUCGCCCAGACAAUAACAACUUGGUAAAAUUUGAUCUACGCUACAUUAUAUUUGUCACUCAAGUACGACCUCUACGCGCCUACGUUUACAGGAAGUUCUGGACGCGUUUUGCUAUCAAUCCAUUUUCACUUGAUCGACUAGAUGAUGUUGAAACGCAUCUGACUGUUUUCAACUACGUUGAUGGCGAAAAAGUUUUACAGGUGGGUGGAUGCAAUCCAAAUUCGGAUUUUUCUGUCAUAAUCACUGUCGUCAAUCAUCUAUGACU